AUGUCAACAUCAACAUCUAACCAACAACCUUGGCCCGUGAAACAAUACAUCCCCCGCCAUCAAACCUGGCCGUACAACCCCUCGGAUUUCACACGGCAGGAUAAUUCUCCGGAUGAUGGGUUUUAUAGCGCCCCCCGCUUCGUGACCCACAUCGACGACUUGGCCAUCGCCUCGUUACGAGAAUACUACGAUCACGUCCUACCGCGAAAAGGGAAGGUUCUGGAUUUCUGCUCCAGACGCCGCGGCGAAGGGGAGGUGAAAGUCGUAGGCAUGGGAAUGAACGCGGCGGAAUUGGAGAGGAAUCCAGUGUUGGAUGGAGGAAGAAUCCUGCAUGAUUUGAAUGCCGAUCCGGACGUUUCGAGAGUUUUGAAAACGCACGGCGCGAUCGGUGACGAUGAUGGCGAGAAACUCGAUGCGUCCACAAACGUCGUGAGCACGGAUUAUCUCACUUCACCUGUUGAAGUCCUGCACUCCCUGCUACACGCGACGAAACCCGGGGGUCGCGUGCACCUUACCAUCAGCAAUCGGUGUUUUCCUACGAAGGCGAUUGGGAGGUGGUUAAGGGUGAGUGAGGAGGAGAGGGUGCAGAUGGUGGGGGAUUUUUUGUGGUUUGCGGGGUGGAGGGGGAUUGAGAUUGUGGAGUUGAGUGAUGGGGGGGUUCAGGGGGGUGGUGGUGGAAGUGGGGGGUUGAAGGGGUUUUUGGCGGGGAUGGGGAUGAGGGGGAGGGAUCCGGUUUGGGUUGUUAGGGCGGUGAAAGAAGGGUAG
This is a messenger RNA of Zasmidium cellare ATCC 36951, 765 nucleotides long. RefSeq lists its product as uncharacterized. The transcript is spliced from 3 exons. The record is from RefSeq and is a predicted model, not a curated record. NCBI's taxonomy places the organism in Eukaryota, Fungi, Ascomycota, Dothideomycetes, Mycosphaerellales, Mycosphaerellaceae. Bases 1 to 765 code for a protein of 254 amino acids.